AUGUACACCGUAAGAAAUAAAAUUUGCACAGAUUGUCCCAAUGCAUUCAUGCAUCCACCCUCUACUCAUGCUCUAAUCCAAAACGCUCAAACACACGCCAUCGGAACCGCGUGGAUUCUUACAAAUGUAGCAAAACUUAAAA
Messenger RNA from Diversispora eburnea, 142 nucleotides. The record is from the annotation of a GenBank genome assembly. NCBI's taxonomy places the organism in Eukaryota, Fungi, Glomeromycota, Glomeromycetes, Diversisporales, Diversisporaceae.